Alternaria atra is the source of this 885-nucleotide messenger RNA. RefSeq lists its product as uncharacterized. NCBI's taxonomy places the organism in Eukaryota, Fungi, Ascomycota, Dothideomycetes, Pleosporales, Pleosporaceae. The record is from RefSeq and is a predicted model, not a curated record. The coding region runs from base 1 to 885 and encodes 294 amino acids. Gene Ontology annotation, molecular function: protein binding. The transcript is spliced from 3 exons.
AUGGGUUGUUGCGCCUCACGCACGAGCGACGACGGUCCCCCUGCAGUCCGCGCGCAUUCGUCGUCGCGCAACAUCACGGCGCCCUCGACGCGACCAAGCUCCAUUCCCUCACCACGCCCAUCACAUGCCUCGCACGACAAUGCGCAUCCACCCCGUGCCAACGACCGCCCAAACUCGCCUCUAAAGCCGAUUCCCUCAACUCAGCGCUCGCGCUUGCCUAAUACGCUCGCUUCAACCACUACCAAGACGAGUAGCCGCGUCAAACCUCUGACAGACUCUACAAACCUGACAUGGACGCCAUCGCGACUGGAGAAGGAGCGCGGAGACUGGUGGGAUACACAAGUCACGGGGUCGGAACAGAUAUGGCGCGCUAUACGGCUCGUCGCGCAGUAUCUAAAGUCUGGAGAGCUACAAGAAGCUCAGACGAUGCUAGAUGCGAUUGACUGCACAUGCCCCACAGGCCUUCUAUGGCGAGGCGUAUACGAUCCCACAGGCGUCCAAUAUAAAGUUCCCGAGUGGGUGAUUGUGGAGCCCGAGGGAUUGGCGGAAGAGGGUGACGAGGAAGACAAGGACAUACAUGGAGACGCUAGUUCCAGCGCUAUGCACGAGACACUCGACGACGCGGUCGACGACAAAUCCAAUAGCCUCAUACGUGUGCGAGUAAGGACGAGUCAUGACCAGAAGGAUGUUCUGCUUGUCAUACGAAUGAAAGACUCGGUCGCAACAAUCACUGAGAAGCUAAAGGAACAAGCAAAGCUCGAUCCCACCGUCAUAAUCCGUCUCGCCUACGGCGGACGCGUCUACCAAGACAGCGAGACGCUCGAAUCCCAGCCCUACUGGGACUUUGCCAACAACUUUGUUCUCACUGCGCUCGUGUUCCAGUAA